CCUCAUGAUUUACUCGCCUCUUGCUGAUAAAGAACUUUAACAGCAAGACUAUAAAGAUGUCAGACAACGAAGUCCAGUACACUUCUGUUGUUUUCAAAAAAAAGAGAUCAACAAGAGCUAAAGAAGAAGAAGAGGUUGUGUAUGAUGAUGUGAAGCCAAGCCAAGCAGCUCGGGAAACGACUGUCACAAAGGGACGUUUGUCAGACAAAGAAGCAAAAAGACGUCGCUUGUAUCAGAAGUUGGUUUAUUGUUUUGGGAUUCUAUGUGUGAUUUUGGUGAUGGCCUUUAUUGGAGUCAGUGUCUACUGUAAGUAUGUAAAGAACAUUUUUAAGACUGAAACAGGAAGAUGUUUUGCAGUUGUAUCUCUUGACAAGAGAGACAAACCCGAGCUGAAACAACUAAAAGACAACCAAACUUUCCUGCUAGAUGAAAUUUACAACAUGACAAACCUCAACAACAAAAUCAGUUCUGAUUUCAAAACCUUGGCUCAAAACUUCACAAACUGCAAAAAACAAAGUUCACAAUUCAACAUCCAGGUUCAAAACUUGACACAACAACAAAACAACCUGACAGCAGAAAUUAGUCAAGUUAAACAGAACAACCACGACUUGCAUACAAAAAUGAAAACUCUCAGAGAAGAAAUAAAAACUUGUGAAGAGCAGAAACUCAGUCACGUUCUGCAGAUCAUUGAUGAAUACUGUCCCAAAGGAAACAAUGUGAGACGGUGUAGUUCUUGUCCAAACGGCUGGAUUCACUUUCAGUCCAGCUGCUAUGUAGUUCAUAAUCCUGAACCUAGUAAUCAGAAAACCUUGGAAGAAGCACGAGAAGACUGCAGAAGAAAGGGUUCCGAUCUGACUAUUGUUGGAAAUGAAAUAGAAAAGAUGUUUGUUGAUGGCACUAGCUGGAAGGAUGGCGAUGGUUUAAUAAAAGGGUUCUGGAUUGGUCUCAGAGUUGAAGAAGGGAAAUGGAAAUGGAUGGACGGGAGUGAUCUGACCAAUCAAGCCUGGAUAAACCAGCAGCCUGCAACUGAUGGUCAAUGUGUAACUUCUCUCCAGAACCAAGAAUGGACAUCAGUGAGCUGUACUAAAACAAACGGCUGGAUCUGUGAGAAGAAGGCUUUAUCUGUUUAAACAUAAAAUGUUAAGAUUAUUUGAAAAACCUGGAAAGAAAAUAUCUUAACAUUUUAUUAAUUUUAUUUUACAAAAGCUGUCAUGUUCUGCUUUUCUGUGUAUUCAUUAUAAUAUCAACAGCAAAUGUAAUUUCAUGUUAGUUUAUUAACCCUCUGGCAUGGCGUUGCCCUCAGGCAACAACCACAUAUCUGUACCUCCCAUUGCUCCUUUAUUUUAUUUUUGGGGGUAUGAUUUAAAGUACCACCAGACAUACUUUUGUCCAAAUAAAAGACGUAUUGAUGAUCAUGUGACCUUUUACUUUGAAGAGAAGCAGACCUUUUUAUGAAGCAGAGCUGUAUUCUACACCUUGACUCCUAAGUUAGAAAUUACUUUUCUUCAUGUUUAAAUUUUGGGUAACUCUAACUAAAAAUAUUUUUAUGUCUGUGAGUAUGUAAAGAAGCAUGGUAGAUCAUUUCAAAACAUUUUUUAAAUAUAAUUUACAGUAUAUGCUAAAACUGUGUUUUUUUGUUUGUUACCUCAGGGCAACAUUGCACAGUUGGGGCCCUUUUGCUCAGACAAUAUUAUUCUACUGCGUUGAUAUGCAGUUGAUUACAAAAUAAUUAUCAAAGCCAAUUUUUUAACUUUAUUAUUGACUAACAGCA
Molecule: messenger RNA, 1771 nt
Organism: Xiphophorus couchianus (Monterrey platyfish)
Lineage: Eukaryota; Metazoa; Chordata; Actinopteri; Cyprinodontiformes; Poeciliidae
Product: asialoglycoprotein receptor 1-like
Exons: 7
Coding region: 57-1130 (357 amino acids)
Source: RefSeq, a predicted model, not a curated record